AUGAGCUCCCAACAUGACGUCGAUGCCCUUCCAUCAUUGGCCGAGAGCAUUCGUGUCGAGCUUCAGGAGAAGUUGUCGAGCAAGGCGCGAAUCCACCUGCCAUUCGAUCCAGACAGAACAGACUUUGAUAAUGCCAAUCUGCGCUUCACACAGUAUGAGCGACCAACGUACCUUGCUGUCGUCGACCCAGCCUGCGAGCAGGACGUAGUCGAGGUCGUCAAGUAUGCGCGCAAAAGGGGCAUUCCAUUCACGCCCCGUGGCGGCCACCAUGCUGUCACAAGCACCAUGAGACGCUUCCAAAAUGGAAUUUGCAUCAACAUGCGCCCACUCAACCAAUUGCGAUGGAACCCCGAAAAACAACAGGUGACCGCUGGCGGUGGGGUGAUAACGGAUGAGUUUGUGCGCUUUGUGCACGACACGGGCAUGGAAGUUAGCAAGUACGGCUUUUUGCACGAUAAUAUGGUUUCUUGCAAACUCGUCCUCGCGAACGGAAGCGUAGUGAUUGCUUCCGCAGACUCACAUUGUGAUCUGUUCUGGGGCAUUCGCGGAGCAGGUCACAACUUUGGCAUCGCACUGGAAGCCACGUUCCAGGUUUAUCCGCAGGCACAUGGAGGCAUCCAUCAUACCUGGGACUUCGAAUACACGUUGAAUCAGUGUGACGAGGUUUUCAAUACCCUGAAUAGUGUACAUGAAUCCAUGCCAGCUAAUCUGGCAAUCUUUGUUUUAUGGAUUCGCGAGAGCGGCGGACGAAAGCAUGUAAUUCUAAUCAAUCUGGUCUGGUCUGGUCCAGCUGUGGGUGCUCAGCCCUUUGUAGAGCGCUUCGACUCUCUAGGUCCAGUCCUGAGUACUGGACGGAAGUCGGUGCCAUGGCCGGAGCUGCCGUACACCACAUACAAAGAGAUGAACAAGCUUUACUGCAAGCCUGAGAUCUGGAGCAAAGCUCCUUACAAGAUGAUGGGCGCCGCUUGCGUCGAAAGGUUUGAUAUUCAGACUACGCGUGAGUUUUUCGAGAGCGUCAAGGCUAUGAGUGAAGAAUGGGAGGGCCGCGGCUGGUUCAGCGCCAUGUUUGAAUGUCUUCCCGACCAUCGUGUGCGUGAGAUACCUGAAGAUGCAACAGCGUUCCCAUGGCGUGGAGGAUCAAAUCAUUUCCUUAUGAUAAAUGCUACACCUAAGCGGUUGGAGGACCGAAGAUUCUUCGAGGGUCAUAUUGACUACUGGAAACAACGGUUCAUAGCAACGUCUGGCUAUGGUCGUUUGCAACAGUACGUGAGUUAUGGUAACACCACGUCGACUAUGAAAGAUCCGCUCGAGGCAUUAUACGGCUAUACGCCGUGGAGACUUGAAAAACUCCGACUCCUCAAGCAAAGAUAUGAUCCUGAUAACGUAUUUCAAUGGUACCAGCCAAUCAUUGAGACAUGA
This is a messenger RNA of Exserohilum turcica Et28A, 1419 nucleotides long. RefSeq lists its product as uncharacterized. The record is from RefSeq and is a predicted model, not a curated record. Gene Ontology annotation, molecular function: oxidoreductase activity; FAD binding. The transcript is spliced from 4 exons. Bases 1 to 1419 code for a protein of 472 amino acids. Lineage: Eukaryota; Fungi; Ascomycota; Dothideomycetes; Pleosporales; Pleosporaceae.